Lolium perenne is the source of this 1853-nucleotide messenger RNA. RefSeq lists its product as uncharacterized. The record is from RefSeq and is a predicted model, not a curated record. Lineage: Eukaryota; Viridiplantae; Streptophyta; Magnoliopsida; Poales; Poaceae.
GAUGCAUCGCAAAUAUGCUAUACGAGGGCCAUAUUUGAUUCCCCUCCAGACCAGAUCACUCCUACCAUUUCCAGAAGCAGGCCGCCUGUGUUUCCUCACCCUAUAGCAACACUAACCGGAGAGCACAGAUCUCAAACUUGUUCGGCACAAACCAAGCCGUCCCUGACAAUUCCAAGCACGCAUCUGCUAACAGCUUCCGACUACGCCAACUACAUGAAAGCUACAUACCCACUCCUGGCAUCGAGUGAGCUGGGUAUCAUUCUGAAGCAGCACAAUGCUCUCGGUGUCCAGCAAGCAAAUGCCGCCAGGAACAACAGCAUAAACGAGAGCACACGCUUCCUUGACAAAUUGGUUGAAGUACUGUCAGCUACAUGCAUUUGCUGCAGCCUCCGCUCCCUGCCCUGCUUAGUGCAGCAGAGACCUCAGGAUUCCCACUCAAACUCCUCAGCGAGCAAUUUGUUCAGACGCAGGGUCGACCAAGCUGAUUCUGAUGCUGACAGCUCAUCGACAAGGAGCACAAAGAGGUGCAAGCACAGAGGACCUGCUGACACCGCGCCACAGAAAGAUAAACAAGAAAUGCAAACAGAGCAGGCAGAGUCUGAUUCAUCAUACCUCACACCAAAUGACAAGAUCAUUCGCCACAAGAGUACAAGGGAUGACAAGAUUAAAAACUGGGCUAGCGCUGUGCGCGACUCAAUCCUGAUGUAUAAUGACGACACAAGCACACCUCGAGAUGCAGUUUUGAUAGGCCAGACUGCAGAACCUCCUACCAAGGCGUGUGCUGAACACACGCACUACGUGAUUGAUCACUGGAGUGCAUUGGCCGAUGUCGAGUACCAAACAAUAGCACAGCAAGACAAGUUGUCCUUUCUGGUCAUGUCAAUCCCGACAACAGACUGUCCAAGGCUGUUCAUGUGUCACCCACACCCCAGGUUCAUCUCAAUGACGGUAAAAUCCAUCACGGACCAACUGGUUGGACACACAUGUCUUGAACACGAGCUUUGCUGCCUCAUUAUCCACCGUCUGCGAUAGGUUGACACGACAGUUUUCUAUACUACCACCGAGGGAGAAUGGCGCCACUGGUUCGAAGUUGAUUUUUCGACAACCAUCCUAGCAGGCGACAAGGCGUGGGACAUUAAAUCUGUGCAGGACCAGUUUCUCGGCGCCGGGGUUCCGUAUAACAUUGCACUAUGCCGCAUGUUCCACGUCCCAGUAGUUCUAGCGACCGGAUGGUGUAUUUACUCGUGGGACAUGCAAAAGAAAAUCAUACAUAUAUUUGACCCGGUGGCACCGACACUACCCGACGAUUAUGCACAAAUCCAUGAAGCCAUCGCGGAUAAGAUCCACAUAGCAUUGUUCACGUGCUUUCUGAAGUUUUUUGACAACUGGCACGUCGGCUGUACCAACUGGGCAAAGCAAUUCCCAGUUGUUACCUCAUCCAUAUUUAGCAAAUCGGAGAGUGGGAUCUGCAUCCUUCAUUUUGGCAGGCAUUUCAACGGUUCUUCGCUUGAGCAGCAGCUGACAAAUGAUUCGAUCAUCCGCGAGAAGGGAUUAUUCCUCCAUCAGCUGAUGAAGCUUGAUGGCAACCUUAUAGAGGUCCCAACUGGAAUCAAGUCCAUCAUAUCGUCUCCUUAGCGACCACACGGCACCAGCAUUCAUAAGUGUAGUAGUCAGAUAUGAGUUGUUGACCUGCCCCCAGUGGAUGUUAUAAGUUUCUAUCAGAAAAUAACACACUGAAGUUGUGAUUGUUCUUUCUUAGAUGUGCACUAAUUUGUUUCCACCGAAGAGGUACUGCAAAAACCGUCGAAACAAGCACAAUUUCUGUUCAGAAGGGUGAACCUUACUCCAGUUUA